Messenger RNA from Schistocerca piceifrons (Central American locust), 675 nucleotides. RefSeq lists its product as uncharacterized. Lineage: Eukaryota; Metazoa; Arthropoda; Insecta; Orthoptera; Acrididae. The transcript is spliced from 4 exons. Bases 1 to 675 code for a protein of 224 amino acids. The record is from RefSeq and is a predicted model, not a curated record.
AUGAGCGACGCAGCUGGCCGCUCUGAAAAUAAGAAGGAAAACGGCUGCGGUCAAGGCGGGAGACGCCGCGCUUCCUGUGGUUUCGCUCGACCGGCGGAGAGACUUCCUGUGCGCUCGUCGCUGUACUGGGACUGUUCUGCGUGCGACGCGCGCUGCGUGUGUCGCCACCUCAGUCAGCCUCGACAGCCGACGACGCGUCCAGCGGGCGUAGCCGCGUCGCCGCUGGCUCUGCUGGCAUCAAACGGGGCCUCCGUGCUGGACUGCGUCUGCAGCUACGUCGGCCGCGGUGAGGGAGAGGUGUUUUCCUGCUGCUGUCAGCGCAGGGACCUCGACACGCCUUGCAUCGCGGUGCCGGUUGUGGCGCGCCUGGCACAGAGCAGCUGGAGUCACGGACCACCGUCGCCUGCAGAGGGAGACCAGCAGCCCAGAGACGAGGAGGGGCGCGGCGGCGCCCUGGUGGCUGUUCGCGGCAUCGUCUGCACCUCUGGCAGGGGACUCGGCGGUGGCCUCGCGUGCCUCGUCGCUGCCGACUGCACCAACCCCUGCUCCGUGCACGGCUGCGGUCGACGUGCCAGCAGACGCAGUCCAGCACGGAGGCCCCGUUUGAUGGCAGCAGAGCCAGCGGCGACGCAGCUACGCCCGCUGGACGCGUCGUCGGCUGUCGGGGCUGACUGA